AUGGACAGCUUGAAGCCGCUCUCGCUCCCCCAUUUUUUCUCCUCCCUCGCCUUCUCCCCUUGCUCCCCGUUCGCGCACCACCACGGGGCGCUGGAGGCGCGCUUCUCGGCGACCCUUCGCCUUGCACCGCCGGCCGCGCUCUCCAACGGCCGCGUCGUCGCCGCUCGCUGCCCGGGUCUGCUGCAGCCGAGCAUAUCAAAUUCUGCUGUCAAUCCGUGUGCUCAGCCUUUGACGCUAAAGUCUACUAAGACUGGUUCGACUGGAGAACGUGAGUAUGCAGUGUCAGUUAUGCAAGGAUACCAAUACCAUGAACAUAUGCAAGAUCCUGACAAGAACAAGAUGAUGACUUAUUCGAAGGUGGAGAAGAGUGCCAAGAGCAUAGUAAAGAUCAAGGGUGUGGAUUCUGGUUUUCUUCCAUGUGUGGCGAGGAAAGAAUGCGCUGCUAAUCAUGGCAGAUCAAGAGAUUUUUGCAACAUCACUUUACAGGUGUGUGUUUGGGGUGCCACUUUUUGUGCCAAUUUAUCACAUCAGAGGGUUGCAAAUGCACCCCGUGCAAUGGCUGGGGACUGCAAUGAAUGUGACAUGGUGAAAGGAGAAGAUCAGAGUCAAAGCGCAGACAACUCAAAGUGUUUUCCUCAGAAAAAAGCCACACCAAAAGGCAACAUAAUGACUCUUAGUGCAAUCCUAUUUCUUGCCUCGAUAUUGGGUACCAGACACCAGAUCAUCAAAAUAAUGAAGUCCAAGGGCCUUCACCAAGCGUUCCAUCAUUCUGUUAUCUUCAUGCCUGUGUGUGGUCAAAUCAGUCUAUGGUGCACUAAAAGAGGCUAA
This is a messenger RNA of Miscanthus lutarioriparius, 828 nucleotides long. NCBI's taxonomy places the organism in Eukaryota, Viridiplantae, Streptophyta, Magnoliopsida, Poales, Poaceae. The record is from the annotation of a GenBank genome assembly.